AUGUCCCACGGCGUCAAAGUCAACUCCGGAGGCGGGCUCGCCGUCCCCUUAACUGGCAGACCCCUAAUCCGCUCCGCCAGCAGUCCCUUCCCUACUCACAACCUCACCCGCAGCUACGUCGAGUACCCGCGCGUCUUCUACCCUUCCACCCUCCUCAUGAGAUGCAGGCCAACUCUUCAAGCUCUCACCAUCUACAACCCUAUGUCCCACACCACCAACACGCUCUUCAAAACACUCAAUGGCCCCGCUGACAUAGCCCACAUCGACGCCCAAACCAUCGUCGUCAGCUGUGCCGUCAUCAAUUCAGCACUGGCAGUCAAUUUCGGCCCAGACUCCAGAUACAACUUCACGCAUAUCCUCCCCGCUACCACCCCCAAGCUCUCUGCCGAGAUCUUUGCCGUGCAGAAGUGCCUCAAGCUGGGCCGGGGCAUCGCGAACGUGUUUGGCCCGGACCGGGUAGCGGUGAUGAGGAUUGUUGUGGCGACGAGCAGCAAGGAGAUCGUGAAGGCCAUGACAAGGUGGCUGGAGGAGUGGACUAAGAACGAGGCUAUGCCCGUUCAGAGGACGUUUGAGGAGUUUGAGGACCCGGCGGAUCGGAAGGCGAUGGAGAGGAUUGAUAGGUUCGUGGAGGAGAUUGUGGAGGAGGACGGGACAGAGGUUGAGUUUUGGCUCUUGGAUAAUGAGAGCUUGCAUGAGACUGAGGCUUUGGUGAGGGAGAAAUUGAGGGAGGCCAAGUGA
This is a messenger RNA of Morchella sextelata, 738 nucleotides long. RefSeq lists its product as uncharacterized. The transcript has a single exon. The coding region runs from base 1 to 738 and encodes 245 amino acids. NCBI's taxonomy places the organism in Eukaryota, Fungi, Ascomycota, Pezizomycetes, Pezizales, Morchellaceae. Gene Ontology annotation, molecular function: nucleic acid binding. The record is from RefSeq and is a predicted model, not a curated record.